UUUUCCUUUCUCACUCAAGAGAAGGAAGAAGGAAAUGAGCCGACAUGUCUGAGGGCAGCAAGGGGAGCUCGCUGGCCUUCGGCCAGGUGGUAAUCGGGCCUCCGGGCUCCGGGAAGACGACCUACUGCCACGGCAUGCAGGAGUUCCUGGGCAGGAUCGGGCGCAAGGUGACGGUGGUGAACCUGGACCCCGCCAACGAGGCGAUGCCCUACCAGUGUGCUGUGGACAUCGCCGAGCUCAUCACCCUGCCCGACGUGAUGGAGAACUUGAAGCUGGGGCCCAACGGGGGGUUGAUCUACUGCAUGGAAUACCUGGAGGCCAACUUCGACUGGCUGCAGGAGAAGCUGGCUGCGUUCAGGGGUCACUACUACUUGUUCGACUGCCCGGGGCAGGUGGAGCUCUACACCCACCACGACUCCCUGAAGAACGUCUUUGCGCAGUUGGCCAAGUGGAAUUUCAGGCUGGCUGCCGUGCACUUGGUGGAUUCUCACUACUGCACGGACCCCGGCAAGUUCAUCUCGGUGCUCUGCACCUCGCUCUCCACCAUGCUGCACGUGGAGCUGCCCCACGUCAACGUCCUCUCCAAGAUGGACCUGAUCGAGCAGUACGGCAAGCUGGCUUUCAACCUGGAUUAUUACACAGAGGUCCUGGACCUUUCUUACUUGGUUGACCAUUUAGCUUCCGACCCCUUCUUCAGAAAUUACCGCCGCCUCAAUGAGAAGCUGGUGGAGGUGAUCGAGGACUACAGCCUGGUGUCCUUCAUUCCACUCAACGUCCAGGACAAGGAGAGCAUGCAGCAGGUGAUGCGGGCGGUGGACAAAGCCAACGGCUAUUCCUUCGGAGACGAGGAGCACAGGAGCCUCGAAGCUUUGAUGUCGGCAGCGAUGGGAGCUGAUUUCCACUUUACUUCCACUCUUGCAGUGCAGGAGAAGUAUGUGCAAUCUCAAGACAAAGCCGUGGAAGAAGAAGCGAUGGAUCUGUAA
Messenger RNA from Apaloderma vittatum (bar-tailed trogon), 983 nucleotides. RefSeq names its product GPN-loop GTPase 2 (gene GPN2). Bases 45 to 983 code for a protein of 312 amino acids. The transcript is spliced from 5 exons. The record is from RefSeq and is a predicted model, not a curated record. Gene Ontology annotation, molecular function: GTPase activity. Gene Ontology annotation, cellular component: cytoplasm. Lineage: Eukaryota; Metazoa; Chordata; Aves; Trogoniformes; Trogonidae.